AUGAGGCAUGCUCCAACGAUCGUGAUGCUGCUGCUCCUCUGUGCAUUUCUCCUAGCCGCGCAGCCAUCCAGUGCAAGCCGCGCAUCUUGGCGCCACCUGAACCGCGCAUGGUGGAACGGCGGGGAGAAUGCUCACCUCGCGGCGCCCUCCUGUGGAAACUCCGGCAACUUUUCAGCACCAGCACCCGUCUACAUCGUUCGACUGAGAUCGGCUCCUCCCCUUUCCGAAUAUCGCGGCGGAAUUGCGGGCUACCCCGCGACGGCCACGUGGGACGACGGCAGCGACGAGGAGGACAGCGACGCCGUUCCGCUAAUGAUUCUACCAACAGGCAAUUCCGCCGCCGCCGCAAGCGGCGAGUCUGUCGACCUGGACGACACUGACGGCGACCACCUCCUCCCCAACGCAACUGUACCCGCGCCGAACCCAAACGCCACAUUUGAGGUCGCAGUUGGUACUCCCAGCGCUCGCGGAGGUCGCGGUGGUAACGGAGACGGUAACGGAGGAAGUAACGGUGGCUGCGGGUGCCCGUGGCACCGGCUGAGUCUGAGCAUGGACCGCCCCCAGGUGGUGGCGUUCGCGGCGCUGUUGCAGCGGCAGCAAGCGCAGGUGGCAUCUGAGGCGGGCGUACCCGACGACGGGCUGCUCUACAACUACAAGCACACGUCCAACGGCUUCGCCGCGCGCCUCACGCCGCGCCAGCUGUGGCGGCUGCGGCGCCACCCCACCGUGGCGUCCGUCCGCGCCAGUCGCGUGUUCCGCCAGGAGACGAUCGACUCGCCGCAGUUCCUGGGGCUGCCCGGGAAGGUGUGGCCGGCAAUGGACGGGCAAAGCAAGGCGGGCGAGGGCACGGUGGUGGGGAUCGUGGACACGGGUAUUUGGCCCAAACACCCGUCCUUCAGCGAUAAGGGCCUCUCCUCGCAGCUGCCCGCGGGGUGGAAGGGCAACAUAUCUGGGAAGGCGCCGCAGGGGGUGAAGGUGACUGUGUCUUCAAAGACCCUCACGCUGGCUCCCGGGGAGAAGGCCACCUACACGCUGACGGUGACGGUGGAUACCCCCAGUAAUGACUUCAACCAGCUGGCGCCUGUAGUCACCAGCAGAGCGCCCCACCCAGGUGCCCCCAUCGGCGCUCACCACUUGCCGAGGGAGCAGUGGAAGGAACCAACUAGCGGUGCGCUGAGGGAGAGGGAAGAUGAUAACGAUGAAGCUGCUGGUGAGUCAGUUUUCCCUGGGGGUGCCAUACGAAUGCAUGUGGUAGCGAUGGAGAAGUGGAAGGAGUCGACGAGUGGCGCGCUGAGGAAGCUGCCGUACCUCUCUCCACUCCCCCUACCCCUCUCUCUUCCCCCUUUCCCCCCCUCCCUCCCCAUUCGCCCUCCCCCAUACCCGCUCAUUCUGCCCACAUUCCUCUCGCGGCACCCCACCCCAUCGCCCAACAUGUUUGAGUCGCUGCUGCGCACAGCAGAGGCGGUGGGGAUAGCAGUUGACACGUCCUCCUCCAAGAAUCUCGCUGACUCGCUUGACCGCGCCAUGGCAGUGGGGGUUGCUGUGGACACCUCCUCCUUCAAGAACCUUGCUGGCUCGCUUGACCAAGCUGUGGGCCCAGAUCUGUACUUCAAGAAGCUCAUCCGCAGUCUCACCGCGCGCCCAGCAAAGACCUCUGUGGCUUCGUCUCAAGACUCAUUUCCCCCUCUUGGCCCUGUUGUUUGCCUUGCCCCUGGCCCUGACCCUUGUUUCAACAAGCUUAUCCGCAUCCUCACCAGUCGCUGCAUGACUCAGCCCACCCCAUCCCUCCCUUAUCCAUGUCCCUGCCUCUCAUCCUACCGCUCAACAUCUUCCCAGGCGGUGUAUUUCCCCAGUGGCCAGCUGGCCCCUGCAAAGUACCACCACUACGGCCUGGCUGUCCCAAUUUACACCCAUUUCACCUUGCCCAUCCGCCGCUACGCCGAUGUGGUGGUGCAUAGGCUGCUUGCUGCAGCCAUCGGGUGGACACCGCUGCCGGAUCAGACCAAGGAUAAGACUGCACUCACCGACAACCUCAACUAUCGCAACCGCAAUGCUCAUAUGGCAGGGCGAGCAUCGGUGGAGCUUCACACACUCAUCUUCUUCCGCACUCGGUAA
This is a messenger RNA of Closterium sp. NIES-65, 2115 nucleotides long. Lineage: Eukaryota; Viridiplantae; Streptophyta; Zygnematophyceae; Desmidiales; Closteriaceae. The record is from the annotation of a GenBank genome assembly.